Molecule: messenger RNA, 1260 nt
Organism: Lindgomyces ingoldianus
Lineage: Eukaryota; Fungi; Ascomycota; Dothideomycetes; Pleosporales; Lindgomycetaceae
Exons: 11
Coding region: 1-1260 (419 amino acids)
Source: RefSeq, a predicted model, not a curated record
AUGGACCACCUGCACCUGAAGGAAAUAGGAAAGACUUAUGGAGCUAGUUGGGCACCGACUCGCGCAUGGUUUCAAGGUCUCAUGCCGACGCCUCGAUCAGCCCUCGGUCUCAUUCGACUCUGCGCCGGGGCAAUCACAGCGAGGGCUCCAGCAGAUUUUGUUCGCAUUGAGCAGCAUGGAAGCCGAGCUACGGUCACUACGGAAGCGGGACGGGAGGAUCCAGCGCUACGUUGGUUCACACAAACUUUGAAUGCACACGACGCAUCCACGCAGAUACGAAUGCCUGUGUCCGGAGCCUCAUCUCCUUUCACAUAUUCUCAAGACUUCCACACCGGCAGAAUGCAUUGUGGCGAAGGCGAUUGGCUGUCAGUUUCAGCUCAGAUUGCUAAGGUCUCGGGAGCUACGGCAUCUUUUAAGCUCGAUUUUGAUAAGAAUUCCCCAAAAAGGAUAUUUGCCAAGAUGGAGCCUGUCGCCCGGGAAGUUGCAACACAGCUCCCGAAUUCUGCUGAGGAGGUUGAUCAAGACUUUGUUGAUCAUGUCUCCCAGUCUACGAGGCCAAAUUGUGAUGCCCCGGCGCAUUUGCGAGGGCCGCUCCUUGGCCAACCCAUGCAUGUGCGGCAAGGAUUUGCCAGUGAAGCCGGGCUUUCAAGAACGGAAAAGCCUCCUCGGACAGAAGCCGAGGAGGGACCGCAUAUUUCGCGGAUGUUUGCCCGCUUCAUCCCUCUAAUUAGGCAACUAGAGAGAGAAGAUCGAAGUUCUUCCUGGUUCCAGCGACAGGUUUCCCCAACUAAACCAGGCCUAAUAAUGUUCCACACUGGGUACUCCCCUAUCACGGAUCCCAUAUUCGCAGCAUUUUCAGUGGAUAUGUCGUCAGAAUUCUUCACUUGGACUCACUUUCUCCAACUACUUGAUCCCCCGGAUAUCGUCACUUUCCGCUCUGCUGCACUUCAACCCGGCUGCUAUUCCGUAACCUCCCGGGACGAAAAGAUCUGUUUCCGCCGGUUUCUAGGCUGCUUUUCUCCAAAGAACUACGAGGCGAAACCGGCAAUGAUUGAGCUAUCCCCGCUAGCCAGAUCUGCCCGCUUCGUCGUUAAUGAAACACCGCAAAAUCAUGUCGUCGCUGAAAGCAUCAAUUUUUGGGUCGAGAGCUUUCGUAGCAUGAAGAAAGAUCAACGAAAAACCGGCUGCCUUUUCACCAUCCAGCUCAUCCGCGAAUGCAGCAUGACGCCUAGACGAGAUGGGCGGUUGACCGAUGCUUGA